Messenger RNA from Pisolithus orientalis, 979 nucleotides. RefSeq names its product P-loop containing nucleoside triphosphate hydrolase protein. Gene Ontology annotation, molecular function: GTP binding; GTPase activity. The transcript is spliced from 5 exons. Lineage: Eukaryota; Fungi; Basidiomycota; Agaricomycetes; Boletales; Pisolithaceae. The coding region runs from base 213 to 797 and encodes 194 amino acids. Gene Ontology annotation, biological process: small GTPase-mediated signal transduction. The record is from RefSeq and is a predicted model, not a curated record.
UGACCAACGUUAGGCACCCAGCAGGACAUCGUGCUCCUCACACAGCCUCAAUAGCAGCAUGGUUGUCAUGCUGUGGGGCAGUUACACGCAGAUGUGCACUAGGAGCUGUUCUAAAAUGGGUGUUUGUACGUGUGCGUUGCGCGUGGUUCUGACGACUCCCUUCUCUUUCCACCAGUACUCUCGUUGGCACCACUCAAUAGCAGUAGUACCCUAUGAACCCUAUGCAGACCAUUAAGUGCGUCGUAGUUGGCGAUGGUGCCGUCGGCAAAACAUGUUUAUUGAUAUCAUACACCACCAACAAGUUCCCUAGCGAGUAUGUUCCAACGGUCUUUGAUAACUACGCCGUAACUGUGAUGAUUGGUGAAGAACCCUAUACGAUUGGGUUGUUCGAUACUGCCGGUCAAGAGGACUAUGACCGUCUGCGCCCGCUAUCAUACCCGCAAACGGACGUAUUUCUGGUGUGCUUCAGUGUGACGUCUCCGGCAUCCUUCGAGAACGUAAAGGAGAAAUGGUUCCCGGAGGUACACCAUCACUGUCCUGGCGUGCCGUGUCUCAUCGUAGGCACCCAAAUCGAUCUGCGAGACGAUCAAGCGGUCAUUGAGAAGCUCGCAAGGCAGAAACAAAGGCCAGUUUCGACCGAAGCAGGCGAGCGUCUUGCUAGAGAGCUUGGCGCAGUCAAGUACGUGGAGUGCUCGGCCUUGACACAGAAGGGUUUGAAGAACGUGUUUGAUGAGGCUAUCGUCGCCGCCCUCGAGCCCCCGGUGGUCAAGAAAAGAAAUAAAUGCGUCAUCGUUUAAUGUAUGACCCCCUUUUUUCUUUCGCGAUGCCGCUCGAUUUCUUUUCAUCUCACGACGACUUCUCCUACGUUCCAAUCUUCCCCCUUUUGUCUCAUAUAUCCCUGUCAUCUUUCCCUUAUGUCUCCUCUUGUUUCACUCAGGUCGUAAUUUUACCCUCAUCCAGUAUUUUUUCAUGACAAGAC